CACGUUUGUUGGGUCUCUAAAAAUACAAACAGGAGUUCCUUUUUUAUUUGCUCAAAUCAAACAUCCUUCUUUCCUCAAAAAAUAAGAAAAAUCAAACAUUCUUCUACUUCUAGGUUGUCUGUAAGAAGUCCUAGUCUAUGUCUUUUUCUUGGGUGAUGUAUUACUGAUUGGUGUUUCACUUCUGUGAGUUGCGAUUUAGGUAUACAGAUGUCUUCUGCAAUGGCUGAUACUGAGAAAAGCCAGGAGGUGGUGACAGAGAACUUGAGGAAACAGCUUGCAGUUGCUGUGAGGAGUAUCCAGUGGAGCUAUGCAAUUUUCUGGUCACUGUCAACUAGGCAAAAAGGGGUACUGGAGUGGGUGGAUGGGUACUAUAAUGGAGACAUCAAGACAAGGAAGACAGUACAAGCUCUGGAGCUGAAACAUGACGAAAUAGGAUUACAGAGAAGUGAGCAGCUGAGAGAACUUUAUACAUCUCUUCUUGAAUGUGAAACUGACCAGCAGGCUAAGAGGCCUUCUGCUGCGUUGUCUCCAGAGGAUCUUUCUGAUGCAGAGUGGUAUUACUUGCUUUGCAUGUCCUUCCUGUUCAGUCCUGGUCAAAGUUUGCCAGGAAGAGCAUUAGAAAAUAGAGAAACCAUUUGGUUGUGCAAUGCUCAGUAUGCAGACAAUAAAGUAUUUUCUCGCUCUCUGCUUGCCAAGAGUGCAUCUAUUCAGACUGUGGUAUGCUUUCCCCACCUCGGUGGAGUAGCUGAGCUGGGUGUAACUGAACUGGUUGCUGAGGAUCCUAGCCUCAUUCAACACAUCAAGGCUUCCUUAUUAGAAUUUUCGAAGCCUGUUUGCGCUGCAAAAUCUUUGUCUGCUCCUCAUAGUGCAGAUGAUGAUAAAGGCCCAGUAUGCGUUCAAGUUGACUGCGAGACAGUAUAUGCUUCAGAGGACCUGCAUCACCCUGCAGAUACGCAAGGAAAUGGGCAACAAGAAUUAAACAUGGACUCUGCUGAUGAUUGCUCAAAUGGCUUUGAGAAGAAUCAUCGGGCUGAAGACUCUAUUCUCGAAUAUAUAAAUGGUGGAACCUCUCAUGUUCAAAGUUGGCAUUUCACGGAUGGUGAAUUAAGCAAUGGCGCCGAAGGUUCUGUCACUUCCAGUGAUUGUAUGUCGGAGGCUGUUGCAAAUGAAGGAAACUCUCUCUCCUGUCCCAAGGACAAAAAUAUAAGCCACUUUCAGUUGAAAGAACUUCAAGAAGGUAACAACAGGAAAUUCAGCUCCCUGGAUCUUGGAGCCAGUGAUAACUUGCACUACAGAAGAACUUUAUCUUUAGUCCUGAGAAGUUCAACCCAGUUGAGUGGAAACUCAUGUUUCUGCAGUGGGAAUCACAAAUCCAAUUUUUUUACCUGGAAGAAAGGAGCAUUCAAUGGUCAUAAGCCACAAUUACAACAAAAUAUGUUAAAGAAAAUUUUAUUUACAAUCCCUUUGAUGCACAGUGGAAGCUCUCUUAGGCCUCAUAUUGAAGAUGGAGGGGAAGAUUCCUUUAGGAAACUGAAAAGCAAUGAAAUAUGCCAGGGACUCAAGUUAAUGAUUCAUUCUGUUAGUGAGAUGAACAAAGCAUCAAUCGUCAAUGACAUGAUUAAAUACUUACAAGAGCUUGAGGCAAGAGUUGAAGAAUUGGAAUCUUGCAUGGACUUGGCGGAGUAUACAGCGGGACCCAGAAGAAACGAUUUGGACAUGGUAGAGCAGACAUCAGAUAACUAUGAAAACAAGAAUACUGACAAUGAGAAGAAGCUUUGGACAAGCAAGAGGAAGGCCAGUGACAUUUAUGAAACUGUCACAGAGCUUGAUGAAAUGGUAUCUGAUCAGGAUGUGCCCUCAAAUGUGAAGGUCUCCAUGCGAGAGAAAGAGGUUGAAGUUGAGAUGAAAUGUUCUUACAGGGAAUAUAUAUUGCUUGACAUCAUGGAUGAAAUCAAUAAUCUUCACUUGGAUGUGCACUCAGUUCAGUCAUCUACUAUUGAUGGCAUUCUUACAGUGACCCUAAAGUCUAAGUUUCGAGGAGCAGCAGUUGCACCUGCAGGGAUGAUUAAACAAGCACUUUUGAAGAUUGGCUGUAAUUAACAGCUGGAAGGGUGUUAUAAUUUCAACCUAUCCCUGUUCAAUAGAGAGUUGGCUUCUAGUUCUACUAGAUAGUUUGUGUAAUUUGUAGCUGUACCUGCUUAAACUUCAAGCUAUUUCCUACCUGCUUUCAAUAGAUUUGAGCUGAUCAACUGUGUCCGUAA
Molecule: messenger RNA, 2261 nt
Organism: Manihot esculenta (cassava)
Lineage: Eukaryota; Viridiplantae; Streptophyta; Magnoliopsida; Malpighiales; Euphorbiaceae
Product: transcription factor MYC1
Exons: 8
Coding region: 208-2100 (630 amino acids)
Source: RefSeq, a predicted model, not a curated record